This is a messenger RNA of Trifolium pratense (red clover), 1275 nucleotides long. Its product is annotated as protein SRG1-like. The record is from RefSeq and is a predicted model, not a curated record. Bases 53 to 1174 code for a protein of 373 amino acids. The transcript has 4 exons. NCBI's taxonomy places the organism in Eukaryota, Viridiplantae, Streptophyta, Magnoliopsida, Fabales, Fabaceae.
UAAAAGUUCUCAAUCCCUCAAAGCUAACAUAUACAGCAAGCAAAAGUUAAAGAUGAGUAUCAACAUAGAUGAUAAUGAGUUAGGAAUUGAGAUGGAAGAAGCAUUCACUUUAUGUCCAUCUUUACCGGUACCAAAUGUUCAAGAAAUGGUGGAGAUAAAUCCUUUGCAAGUUCCUAAGAGAUACAUAAGGAAUCAAGAAGAAAUGGAGAAAGUAAACUACAUGCCUCACCUUUCUUCUGAGAUACCUGUCAUUGAUUUAACACUGCUUUCAAAUGGGAACAUGGAAGAAUUACACAAACUUGAUAUAGCAUGCAAGGAGUGGGGUUUCUUUCAGAUAGUGAAUCAUGGUGUGCAAAAAGAAGUUAUGCAGAAUAUGAGGAAUGUAACAGAUGAGUUUUUCAAACUUCCAAUAAUAGAGAAGGACAAGUAUGCAAUGCUCUCAAAUGAUGUACAUGGCUAUGGACAUGCUUAUGUUGUUUCUGAGGAACAGACACUUGAUUGGACAGACACACUAUUUUUACUCAUUUAUCCCACCCGGUUCAGGCAGCUUCAAUUUUGGCCAAAACCUCCACUAGGAUUCAAGGAGAUAACAGAGGCAUAUUCAAGUGAAGUGAAACGAGUUGGUUAUGAAAUUAUAUGUUCUUUGUCUGUUAUUAUGGGGUUGGAGGAAGAUGCUCUUGUUGGACUACAUAAAGAAGUACUUCAAGGUUUACGUGUGAACUAUUACCCUCCUUGCAACACACCUGAGGAAGUAUUAGGUUUGAGUCCACAUUCGGACUCAAGCACCAUUACUUUACUAAUGCAAGAUAAUGAUGUGACUGGCUUAGAAAUUCGACAUAAAGGAAAUUGGGUACCAGUGACUCCAUUAUCAGAUGCUCUAGUUGUCAAUGUUGGAGAUAUAAUAGAGAUAUGGAGUAAUGGAAAAUAUAAGAGUGUAGAACACAGAGCAGUGACAAAUAUGGACAAGAGAAGGACUUCUCAUGCAACAUUUUUGUUUCCUCGAGAUGAUGUUGAAGUUGAGCCCUUUGAUCAUAUGAUAGAUGCUCAAAACCCCAAGAUUUACCAGAAAGUUGUAUAUGGAGAUUAUUUAAGGCAAUCGUUGAAGAGAAAAAUGGAGGGGAAAAAACACACUGAUGUGGCAAAGAUAAAGGAAUCUAGUAAAGGUUCUGUUUGAGAAAAUGAGGAAUCUUGAAAAGUUUACCUUUUCAUGUUGACAACUAUGUAUAAUGAUUGUCUUCAAAAAACUAUGUAUAAUGAUGUUUAAUAAAUACUUUC